ACAGAAACACGAAAAAAUAUAAACUAGCGCAGUCGUUUGGUUGGCGCGCGCGGCGCGAAUUUAUCCUGUAAUUUCUUGAAUUCUCGUAAACGACAGUUUUUAAAAUUCAAAUCAUUCUUUUUAAAAUAAACUUACUGUACUAGUAAUUAAAAUUCGUGAACGAACAUAGAAUAGCAAAAUAUGGCUCCGAAUGUGGCGGCCGCGAUAAUAAAACUCGGUCAACAGAAGAAGAACGACGAGUUGAAAGAGAUCUUGGAGCGGAUUCCCAAUAAGGAGCUGACGGAUCUGGUGUCAUCCAGCAUAACUUCCACCGAUGGCUGCACACUGUGGCACUUUAUUCUGCUGGGCUUGGCUCACUCGAGCAAAUCGAAGGAGAAACGGUUCCAGGUCACUCUGGCCGUGCUGAACCAGCUGAACAAAACCGAACUCGGCACCAAGGUGGUGUUCGACAUUGUCUCUCGGCUCGUGCUGGACCUGCCCAAGUUCAGCUCGGAACAGCUGGUGGAGAUUAUGGAGUACUGUGUGGACUCGAUCCGCGCUGGCGAUCCCAAAUGUAUGGGCUGGAAGGAUCUGUUCCCGGAUGUGCUGAAGCUGUUGAACGAGCAGGUGGGGAAGUUCAGCGCCAAUGGGUUUAUCAUGACCGGAAGCGAAUACCGCAAGAAGGUGCUGGACGAUCUGUUCAAGAUGAAGAUUCACAAUGGGAUUUUGACGUCGUUCACCGGGAUGUUGCGAGAGGUGCAGCUGAGCAAGGACGAAACAACCCUAGCGGUGGGUAAGAUUUGCGAUGCCAUUCGUGGGUUUGAGCCGUUGGAGAUUCCGGCACUGUCGUUCCAGCUGUUCCAUUUGUGCUUGAAGUAUAGUAGUUUGCUGGUGCUGCCGAUCUACGCGCUGCAGAAGUACUUCCACAAACAUUACUACAAAAAGAUGCUGUCCAACGACGGAGGGGACAGUACGGAUUUCGAUAGUAUCGAACCCGUUUCGGACAAGGAGAUCCGUGAAGCGGAGGAAACGGUGCUCUACCACCUGUCCAAUGUGACCGAGUUUCGUUUGGACGAGUCUCAGGUGGUGGCCAUGUUCAAGCCAUUCCAAAACAUUCCGGAGUUUCUGCUGACGCCGUUCGCCAUCAGUGCCUUGAUUGCCAUGAGCAAGAUCAACCGCAUGCCGGACACCAUGAAGGUAGUGGCCUCACCGGUGAUGGCCUUUCUGGCCAAACUGGUAGUAGAGAACGAAAACGAGAAGGAUCUUUGUCGGCACUCGGCUUGGUGCCGGGGACGGAUCGAAAGCGGCGCCGUUCCGGAUGUGGAACGCAUUCUGGCCAUCAUGACCGAACACAGCCAGGAGGGGAUGGAAGUGGUCACGCCGGGAGUGAUCCACUUUGCGUUCGCACUGCUGAUUGCGAAGAAGCAGCCCAAGCUACAUGCGAUUGCCAUAUCAUUUCUGCAGAAUUUCGUCAAGAAGCGAUUCAUUUUCGGGAAUGGAAUCGUUGGAAAGCUGAAGCAGUAUUUGUUUGCCGAGCUGGACUCGAUGCAGUUUUCUGAGUGUUUGAACACGUUGAGUUUGACCAGUGCACUGACACUUUCGGAGUGUACCAGUUCGAUCAACUACAUUCUGGAAUAUUUGCUUCUGAUUGACGGAAUUCACGCGAUGCGCAUUAUGACAUUCCUGUUCCCACUGAUUCGGAUUUCGCACACCAUUCGGGACGCUUUCAUCGAGGUGCUCCGUAAAGCCAUGUACCACAGCGAAGCACACACCAGGAUGAUGGGAGUCUUUGGAUUUUGCGCUCUGCUAAAACAGCUCAAAAACAAUAACUCUCGGCGGGCGGUGCUAGGCGGUUCCGCCGGCAAUCUGACACAGCUGUCGAUUUCCGGAAUGUCGCUGCUGUCGCAAUCGAUGUUGGGCCGUGCGGACAAUCCCGACAUGCACUUCGACAUGCUGACGUUGGAGAUUUUGGGCAUCCUGAGACGGUGUUUCACACAAACGGCCGAGAUUCGGGAACUGUUGUACGAAAGCUUGGGACGGGCGGUGGAGUUCAAUGGGAAACUGCUGCCGCACGUGCUGCAGUUCAUCGAUUGGCACUUUAGUAGCUAUUUCAGCGAGUCGCUGGAAGGCACGCUGGAGAUCGAUUUUGAGAAGUGCGUCCGAUAUAGAUGUGAUUCCGGGGAAGAUGGGGAUGCCGAUGAACAGCAACAGCAACAGUUGGAGAUUUACGAUAACGUUGGAAAGUUGACGGCCUUCAUGGUGCACUGUGUGGUGCUUUGUAAUCAACAGGACAUUGAGUACGAUACCGAGGGAGUUACGAAACACUUGAAGACUGUUGUUGAACAGAUUGAGAAGGUCACCUUGGAUAGUCUUGGAAUAAUUGGAACCUUGGAUGCCAAAACCAGCGUCAUUGGAUGUCACUAUUUGAACACCAUCGAAGCCGGAAUGGCUUACUGUAUCUGGAAUGCAAAGCCUGAUAAUAGCUCUUUGAAGGAUCUGCUGAAACUGUUCAAACACCAUCAGAUCAGUUACGAUAAAAUAAAGAAAAUGGAACCCAAGAAAGCAGGGAGGAAACCUAAUAACGAAACAAUAGCAUCCACGGCAGCAGCUGCCGGAGGUUCUUCCAAAAGCGUUUCGUUCAAACCGGAGAACAUUUGGGAUUUGGCCACGGUGGAACGGCUGUUGCGGAUUCUGUUCGGGUAAGUAUAACGGUGAAUUGGGUUCCGAGGGAUGAAACUAACAUUUGCAAGGUUAAUGCAAAGGGUUAAAAGUUGUCGGUGCCAAUUAAUGGAUACUAGGGUUUAAAGGUGAAUAUCAGAUCCCUGCUAGUUUCAAUA
This is a messenger RNA of Aedes albopictus (Asian tiger mosquito), 2816 nucleotides long. Its product is annotated as Fanconi anemia group I protein homolog. Gene Ontology annotation, biological process: DNA repair. The record is from RefSeq and is a predicted model, not a curated record. The coding region runs from base 181 to 2682 and encodes 833 amino acids. Gene Ontology annotation, molecular function: DNA polymerase binding. The transcript has 6 exons. Lineage: Eukaryota; Metazoa; Arthropoda; Insecta; Diptera; Culicidae.